AUGCAGCCGAGCGAACCAGCCGAUACCGCGCACGCUGCUAGCGGAAAUCCCCCGCAGCGGGGCCUUAACGGUGGCCGUUUCGAUUUUGAUGAUGGUGGUACAUAUUGUGGCGGCUGGGAGGAUGGCAAGGCCCACGGCUACGGUGUGUGCACUGGACCAAAAGGACAGGGGGCGUACGCUGGCUCCUGGCACUUCGGGUUCGAAGUUUCCGGCGUCUACACCUGGCCCAGCGGCAGCUCGUACGAGGGACAAUGGCAGAACGGCAAGAGGCACGGUUUGGGCGUGGAGACACGGGAUCGGUGGCUGUAUCGUGGUGAAUGGACACAGGGGUGCAAGGGACGUUAUGGUGUUCGUCAAAGCACCACCAGCAACGCAAAAUACGAGGGCACAUGGGCGAAUGGAUAUCAAGACGGAUACGGCUCGGAAACAUACGCAGAUGGCGGUACAUACCAAGGACAAUGGAUGCGAGGUCACAGGCACGGCUACGGUGUGCGGACGUCAGCGCCGUUCGGGUUGGCGUCACAUUACCGCGGGGGCGCGCGGGACACCCGCGGCUCAUUGUCGUCGCUCGUGGAGGCGGUCGGCACACCGGAUCCCUCCGACAGACGAAACUUACGAGUGGACGACGCCCGAGGUGGUUUCGUACUUCAAAAGAGUUCCGAUGAACCAGCUGGGCGACGCGGCUCCUUGGCGGAAAAAACUAAAAAGGGGCUAUUCCCCAACUUUCGGAAGCGCCGCAGUACUGGGGAGCUGGACAAACGGGGCACUAGCUCGGUACGGUCGGGCGGCUCAGCGGGGUCGGCUUCCUCGUGGGUCUCCUCCGUGGAGAGCUCACAUUCCACCAACACGCGCGGUUCCCACAAUACACACUCCAACACCAGCUUUAUCGUAGAGGAUGAGCACUUGGACCCGAGUGUAACUGAAACUUAUAUGGGUGAAUGGAAAAAUGAUAAGCGCACCGGGUUUGGUGUCUGUGAACGGAGUGAUGGCCUGCGCUACGAGGGAGAGUGGCUUGCUAACAGAAAGUACGGAUAUGGAGUUACAACUUUCCGAGAUGGAACCAAAGAAGAAGGCAAAUACAAGAACAACGUACUCAUCACCAGUCAGAAGCGUAAACACAUGUUCCUCAUGCGUUCUGCAAAAUUCCGAGAACGCGUUGACUCAGCAGUAAAUGCAGCACAACGGGCUUCAAAAAUAGCUUUACAAAAGGCCGAUAUUGCAAUUUCUAGAACUGCUACCGCUCGGGGCAAGGCAGAGCAAGCAGACGAAGCGGCAGACCAAGCAAAGGAAGACUGUGAUAUAGCACAAAAAACUGCGAAGCAGUUUGCGCCAGAUUUUAAACACCCCGGAUUUGAUAGAAUAGGAUUAAGAGACCGAUACAGACAAAAAGUGUAUGAAACCCAAAUACCCGGACCAGAAUCACAAGAAUCUGAAAAGAUCUUGGAAGGAAAGAGCAUUCCAAAUCAUAUCCCUCCGAUGCAUUCGCAGCUCCCUCAAGGCAAUAAAAUUCCUAAUGCAAUUUCUUCAAGAAGGCCUUCAUCUCAGUAUCCAAAAGUAGCGCCACCAUUGGACCCACGAAUUCCAAACAGUAUUCAUUUUGGUACCGAUGACAGGACACAUGGCUCUACAUAUGAUCCUUAUUAUAAUCCUAACCAAGAUAAUUGGACAUCAUCAAAUAAUUCACCCGGUCAGAUACAGGACAAACAAAAGUCUUAUAAUAUGCCAAAUGAAUCUAUGGGUGGAUAUAGUCACAAUCAACCAAGUGCUCAGCAACAGGCGUCAAUGCCAUAUCGCAGACAAGAAUCUAUACAAGCACAUCAGAGUAUAGAUCAAAACCAUCAACAAUUUGUAAACCAAAAUCGUAGACCUUCUGUAAGACCGGUUAUGAAUCAAAGGCCUGCGCCACAAGAAUGGAGUUCUCAAGGAGUUUCUCGACGACAAAGUAUACUCGGACAGCCAACUUACGAUCCUCAAAGCAAUACAUACACUGACGCCGGUGCUGCAUCGUACGGUCGAAAUGAAUUUCGUACCGGAGUUUUUCGUUCAGAUGGAUCUCAUGAUCCGCAAAGAACUGCUACAGAUUCACAAGGUUUUCGUCAAACAGAUGAUCCUCAGCCUUACCAACAACAACCUCUCGACCAACAGGGAUAUAGACAAGCUCCAGAUCCACAAAUGUAUCGCCAACCGUCGUCAGACCAACAACAAUAUCGACAGCAAAACGUACAACCGGAACAAGACGCUAUCAAUGGGGAGCGUGAUCCUCGUCAGUUUGCCGCUCGUCCCUCCAUAGAUUACUUUGACCAUUAUAAAAGACCACCCAGUAGAGACUCGAGCGUUGAUCGCUAUGGUAGGCGGUCACGGCAGCCGUCAGUGGAAGCAGUGCCGCCUAGUGGGGGCUCUCGUGCUGGAUCAGUAGCACCACAGCCGAUGCCUUCAUCUCGGCCGCCCUCACGGGCCGCAACCCCUGCCGGCAAUGGUCACUUGGCGUCCGGUCGUGGCUCCAUCUCACGUGCAUCGUCAAGAGAACAUCAACCGUUUGAUGAUACGUUACUUCGAAAGCGGACGUUAGGACAAGAAAUAACGCCGUCACCUUAUCAACCAAAACGGACUGAAAGUCUAUUUGUACCACAAAAUCCGACACCUCCGCCACCAGCACCGAUGGGAGGAGGAGGAGGGCGUAAGAUGUUAAGCACGCCUCAAACACUUCAGCGUAAGAAGUCUCUGCCGGACGUGGCAGCGAUGCCGCGAAUGGCUGAUGGUGGAGGCAUGACUCGCGAAGAGGUAUCAGCACUAGGUUCCGCCCGCCGUGAGGAGGUCCGUCGCAUACACGAGGAGACCGAAAAACUGAGAGCCAACCCCUUCCUCUAUUUAGUCAGUCCGCAAGUAAAGGACUGGUUCUCACGGCAGCAACUUGUGAUUCUAGUACUCUUCAUCAACAUUUCUUUGGGCAUUAUGUUCUUCAAGCUACUAACGUAG
Molecule: messenger RNA, 2976 nt
Organism: Parnassius mnemosyne (clouded apollo)
Lineage: Eukaryota; Metazoa; Arthropoda; Insecta; Lepidoptera; Papilionidae
Source: the annotation of a GenBank genome assembly